This is a messenger RNA of Archocentrus centrarchus (flier cichlid), 2064 nucleotides long. Its product is annotated as stress response protein NST1-like. NCBI's taxonomy places the organism in Eukaryota, Metazoa, Chordata, Actinopteri, Cichliformes, Cichlidae. The record is from RefSeq and is a predicted model, not a curated record. Gene Ontology annotation, molecular function: GTP binding.
AUGUUAGAUCAGGUUCUGAAAAGAGUGAGAGAAGAGAUGAAAAGCUGUGUGAGUCUCUGUCUUCCUGGACCAAAUGUUCUGCUGCUGUUAGUAAAGCCUUCUGAUUUCACUGAGGAGAACAGAAAAACUCUGAAGUUCAUGCUGAGUUUGUUUGGUGAACAGUCCUUUAAACACUCCAUGGUCAUCAUCUCACAGAGGGAUGAGAUAGGAUUUUCUGUUAAUUCACUCCUCAGAGAUUGUGAAGGUCGAUGUUACAGCAUGUUUGAAAAUGAUCAUAAGCAGUUGAUGGAGAAGACUGAGAACACUGUGCAUGAGAACAAAGGAAAAUUCCUCACAGUCCCUGAAGAGGCCAUCAGACCACAGCCUGAAGACAUCAAACCAGCUUUAAACCUGGUUCUGUGCGGGAGGAAAGGAGCAGGGAAGACUUCAGCAGCCAAGGCCAUAUUAGGUCAAACAGAGCUCCAUUCAGUCUCCAACUCAGAGUGUGUUAAACAUCAGGGAGAGGUGUGUGGACGUUGGGUUUCCCUGUUGGUGCUGCCUGCCUUGUAUGGAAAACCUCAGCAGGCAGUGAUGGAGGAAUCUCUCAGUUGUCUCUCCCUUUGUGAUCCUGAGGGCGUCCACGCCUUCAUCCUGGUCCUCCCUGUGGCUCCUGUCACUGAUGAAGACAAGGGAGAGUUAAAGAAUCAGAACAUAUUUGGCUCUCAAGUCAGUGACUUCACCAUGAUUCUGUUUACUGUGGAGUCAGAUCCUACAUUGUUUGACACAACUCUGUCCAAUUAUGAAAUUCGACAGGAGCUUCUGAAAUGCAUCAGCAUGUUGUCUCCUGGACCUCAUGCGUUCCUACUGGUGCUGCAGAUUGGUCGCUUUACAGAGGAGGAAAAAAAAGCUGUGCAGAUGAUCAAAGAGAUUUUUGGCACAAAGUCAGGAAACUUCAUCAUUGUUACCUUCACCAGAGGAGAUGAGCUUGAGGACAGAAACAUUAAAACAUACAUAAAUGAAGACUGUGCUGAUUUUGUAGAAAUUCUGAUUACUGACUGUGGAGGCAGAUACAUCAUCUUCAAUAACAAAGAUCCAACUAACUGCACACAGGUCACAGAGCUGCUGAAAAAAAUUGAACACAUGUUGAAUACCAAUGGUGGUAGCUACUACACUACUGAGAUGUUCCAAGAGGCUGAGGCAGCGAUACAGAAGGGGGUGGAGAGACUGUUGAAAGAGAAAGAUGAAGACAUGAAGAAGGAGAAGGAGAGGGAGAAACUACAACAGAAACACGAGGAAGAAAUGCAAAAAAAAAAGAGAAAGAUCUCCAAAACUGAAUCUGAGAAAGAGCAGAGUAUGAACCAGCUCAAGCAGAUGGAGGACUACAACCAGGAGCGAGAGAAGCGAGAGAGAGGGCAGAAAAUCAGAGAAGAGGAAGACAGAAAGAGGAAAGAACAGGAAGAAAUUCAACAACAACAGUGGAAACAAAAACUUGAGACUGUGGAUCAGCAAAUAGAAUCUGAGUCAAAGCUCAUCAGUAAGCUCGAACACACCAGAGAAGAAAUGAGAAAGAGAGAGGCCUGGGAAGUGGAAAAGAGAGAAUGGUGGGAAAAGAGGUGCCAACAAAGACAACAAGAGGAAACUACAAAAAUUCAAAAGCUCAAAGAAGACUAUGAAAAGGGAAAAGAUGCAUUCUCUAUCAAAAUGAAAGAGUAUUUCAUAAGAAUAGAGCAGGAGCAAAAAAAGAGAAAAAAAUUAGAGAAUGACCACAAGAAAAAAAUGAAGGACAUGAAGCAGAAAUAUGAAGAUGAGGCCAGAAACCAAGAUGAAGAGGUCAAUGUAUUCAAAGAGAAAUACACCAGGGACUUUGAAUCCCUGCAAGAAAAGUAUAAUGCGGAGAUAAGGGAUCAGAAGGAAAUGUAUGAGAAAUUAAUGCAAGCGCAAAUAAAACACAAACAUGAGUAUUCCCUCUUGCACAAUGUCUCCAGCCACAAAGAAGAAAACCUUAAAGAAUUGGAGCAAAUGCAGAAAAAGCACAAAGAAGAACUUCAAAGCUUAAAGGAGCAAAAUGAAUGCAUCAUUGCCUGA